Molecule: messenger RNA, 1117 nt
Organism: Melitaea cinxia (Glanville fritillary)
Lineage: Eukaryota; Metazoa; Arthropoda; Insecta; Lepidoptera; Nymphalidae
Gene: Rab18
Product: ras-related protein Rab-18
Exons: 5
Coding region: 281-895 (204 amino acids)
Molecular function (GO): GTPase activity; GTP binding
Source: RefSeq, a predicted model, not a curated record
AUUUUCAUUUGCAAUGCGCAUAAUGUCAAAUGUCAAAUAGUAAAUGGGAAUUUGUUUUUUUUGUGUCUCAUUUAUUCCAAAACUUAGAAAAUUAUAACAUAUUUACUAUAAUUGUACAUAGAUCGAAUUUGUGAUCAUUACCAGUGCUAAUAUACUUUGUUUACAAUAAUAAUUGUUGUGUUACUUCCGUCAUUGCACAACAAAGGCGUUAUUAAGACAUUUUUAUUGAACUACCGAAAGGUUUACUAACUGAAAGGUUUUUGAUACAGUUCGAAUAAUUAUGGAUUACGUUACAGCACUUAAAAUUCUCGUAAUCGGUGAGAGUGGAGUUGGGAAAUCAAGUAUUAUCCUGGCCUUUACAACAGGGGACUACAAUGCUUCCUUCCCGGCCACCAUAGGAGUCGACUACAAGUGUAAAGUAAUGGAUGUCAAUGGUUUAAAAGUAAAACUUGGUAUUUGGGAUACAGCCGGCCAGGAAAGGUACAGAACGCUGACAAAUAGUUUCUACAGAGAUGCACACGGAGCGAUUUUAGUAUAUGAUGUAUCAGAACCAAAAACGUUACAAAAAUUAAACGAAUGGGUCGAAGAACUACAAGUUUAUUCAACUAAAAAGAAUAUCGUCUGUUUAGUCGUUGGAAAUAAGAUAGAUAAGCCACGCGCAGUUACCAGAGAAGCGGGGCAGGCGUUUGCACAAAAACAUAGAAUGCUCUUUAUCGAAAGCAGUGCGAAGACUCAAGAAGGAAUUAAUUUGGCCUUUGAAGAACUGGUGCAAAAGAUAAUAGAGACGCCAGGUCUCUGGGAGUCAACUGGAUCAUCUUCGAACAUUCGAGUUUCAAGCGAAGAGAGCAGAAAGCAAAAUGAAUCGUCAUGUUACGACUAUACUUGCUCUAUAUAAUAUACACUACAUAUUUCAUAGGUUGGCUAUAUGAAGGGUUGUUAUUUUUAUUUAGUAACUAUCAUGUCAUGCGCUUUUUACUCGCGAAAAAUGUACAAAAAGUCACGAUUUCUCUACAAUUUUUAUUGUCUUAAAACCAUUACAAUCCUUUUUGUUACCAAAUAUCUCUUAUGUUCAGACAUAAUUUUAUUGUAUGAAUAAAAGCACAUUAAAUAAUCAUCA